AUGUCUCGCAGAUACCAACCUAAUUUAUUGAUCACUGGUACUCCAGGUUGUGGGAAGUCUACAACUUGUGAGCUUUUACAGAGGAGACUAUCUGAUUAUACCUACUACAAUAUUUCUGACUUUGCUAAGGAACAUAACUGCUAUGAUGGUUUUGAUGAGGGACGUAAAUCGCAUAUUGUCGAUGAAGAUAAGUUGUUGGAUGAAUUAGAACCACUAUUACGUAAAGGCAAAUGUAUUGUUGAUUGGCACGUUAACGAUGUGUUUCCAGAAAGGUUGAUUGAUUUAGUUGUUGUGUUGAGAUGUGAUAACUCUGUAUUGUACGACAGAUUGAAAUCAAGAGGUUAUCAUGAUUCAAAGAUCGAUGAAAACAUGGAUGCCGAGAUCAUGGGAGUCGUUUUACAAGAUGCUCAAGAAUCUUACGCUCAGGAGAUUGUUGUUGAAUUGCAAAGUGAUACAACUGAACAAAUGGAUGAGAAUGUCGAUAAAAUUGUUGAUUGGGUAGAGUUAUGGAUCAAACAACACAAAAACGGUGUCACAAAUGAAUUGUCCAAAAAGGCCGCCUCGAGCGCUAACGAGAGUGCAAGUGAGAGUGAGCAAAAAGAAGAAGAAGAGGAGGAGGAGGAGGAGGAAGGGUCUGACGAUGGUAACUAG
This is a messenger RNA of Tetrapisispora phaffii CBS 4417, 651 nucleotides long. RefSeq names its product nucleoside-triphosphatase (gene FAP7). The record is from RefSeq and is a predicted model, not a curated record. Bases 1 to 651 code for a protein of 216 amino acids. Gene Ontology annotation, cellular component: nucleus; cytoplasm. The transcript has a single exon. Gene Ontology annotation, molecular function: ATP hydrolysis activity; AMP kinase activity; ATP binding. NCBI's taxonomy places the organism in Eukaryota, Fungi, Ascomycota, Saccharomycetes, Saccharomycetales, Saccharomycetaceae.